UAUCACUCAUACCGAACCACCACACUUUACCUAUACAUACUACCCACUGCACAUAUCAUCAAUAACACUCUAAUAAAUAAUCCUAAUAAUCAAAAAAUGUCCCCCCAACCACUCACCCUCGCCAUCACCACAACCCCAACCACCACACUUCAAUCCCUCCCUCAAACCAUCCACCUCGCAGCCUCGAAAGGAGUUCAUAUCCUCCUCGUCCCAUCCAUGACACCCCUUCCUCUUUCUCAACCACCAGAAACAACAACGAAUCCAGCACAAAAUAUCCGAGAAACAUACCUACAGAUAUACAACCACGCGAUUGACCUAAACGAUCCCCACACUUCACCAACCACCACAGCGAAAAGCAACAACACUAGAGAGGAUCUAGAGCAAAUCGCUCACACGACAAACCUCUACCUCAUUAUCGGGCUGCUCGAACGCGCAAAAGGGCGGAUAUAUCGCUCUGUGGUGUUUGUGCAUCCGUGUGAUGGGGUAGUGAGUGUGAGGAGGGGGAGUAGUUUGACUGGAAUUGAAAAACUCCUUCUUACGAGUGGACCAUCCACCCCAACGAACACAGCCCCAGUUACUACGAAGAUCAAUGGGGUGGAUGUGAAGAUUGGUCUUGGAAUCGGGGGUGAGAAUUGGGUGACGGGGUUUAGGGAGCGGAUGUAUAGGGAUGGAGAUGGAGAUGGCAUACAAAUUUAUAUCGCUUUUGGGGGGAAGGUUCUGGGUGAUUUUGGAGGAAUUAGUGGCGUUAGUGGCGGGGAUGCUGGACACGAGAAAGAGGUCUGGGAGGCGUUGGUGCGGACGGUGGCUGUUGAAGGACGGGUGUUUGGGUUGGGGGUUUGGGAGGGGGGUUCUGGGUCUGGAUCUGGGGAUAGGGCUGGGGUUGGGGGUGGUAUCGGUGAUGCAGAUGGAUUCCAAUUCGGUGCGUUGCAUACACAUCCCACUAUGUGGAAGAAACGGUCCAGGUCGAUUACAGCGGAGGGACCGCAUGAGAUUGUGUGGCCGGAGGUACAUACGCAGAGGGAUGAUGAUCCUGAUCAUGAGCAAGAGCAAGAGAAGGGUGAUGAGGGGGUAGGGGCAGUGGUAGGUUCAAGGGCGAGGAGAUCUACGGCGGAGGGACCCCAUGAGAUCGUUUGGCCGGAUACACAUGCCGAUGAGGAUUGGGUCAGUCCGGGGAGAAAGGAGAAGAAGGGGAUGGGUAGGGUUUCUGCGUGGAUGGUAAGCCCGUUGGGGGAGAUGCUCGCUCCAAAAGAGGCAGAUGGCUUGCUGGUGAAAGAGAUUGAUUUGGAGGAUUGUAUUCGGGCUCGCUGGGAUCAAGACAGAGGUGGCUUGGGGGAUGUUUUUCGGUUGGUGUUGGAGGGGAGUUAAGUACGUGUGUGGUAUAAUUUCUG
This is a messenger RNA of Aspergillus ibericus CBS 121593, 1388 nucleotides long. RefSeq names its product nitrilase. The transcript has 2 exons. Gene Ontology annotation, molecular function: catalytic activity. Lineage: Eukaryota; Fungi; Ascomycota; Eurotiomycetes; Eurotiales; Aspergillaceae. Bases 97 to 1365 code for a protein of 422 amino acids. The record is from RefSeq and is a predicted model, not a curated record.